Crotalus tigris (Tiger rattlesnake) is the source of this 1796-nucleotide messenger RNA. RefSeq names its product basic leucine zipper and W2 domains 2 (gene BZW2). Gene Ontology annotation, molecular function: protein binding. The record is from RefSeq and is a predicted model, not a curated record. Gene Ontology annotation, cellular component: cytoplasm; membrane. NCBI's taxonomy places the organism in Eukaryota, Metazoa, Chordata, Lepidosauria, Squamata, Viperidae. The coding region runs from base 126 to 1394 and encodes 422 amino acids. The transcript has 12 exons.
GCUCAGACUGCUUUUAGGUGUCAGCGUGCGCGCUCUUCACUUCUCCAUUGUGUGUGGACGCUGGUCUCGUCUGCGUCUUCCUGCUUCUCCUUAGACCAGAGCCUCUUCCCCGGCACAGAAAUUUUAUGAAUAAGCCCCAGAAGCCGGUUCUAACAGGCCAGCGGUUCAAAACAAGAAAGAGGGAUGAAAAGGAAAAAUUUGAGCCUACUGUCUUUCGGGAUACAAUUGUCCAAGGUCUUAAUGAAGCUGGUGACGACCUGGAAGCGGUAGCCAAAUUUCUGGAUGCUACGGGCUCAAGGCUAGAUUACCGACGCUAUGCUGACACUCUGUUUGAUAUUUUGAUAGCUGGCAGUAUGCUAGCUCCAGGUGGGACAAGAAUAGAUGAUCAUGAUAAGACCAAGAUGACAAACCAGUGUGUGUUUUCUGCAGAUGAAGAUCAUGAUGCUCUCCGACACUAUGCUCAGGUCUUCAAUAAGCUGAUCAGGAGAUAUAAAUAUUUGGAAAAGGCAUUUGAAGAUGAAAUCAAAAAGCUCCUGUUAUUUCUUAAAGCCUUUUCUGAAACUGAGCAGGCAAAAUUGGCAAUCCUCACUGGAAUCUUGCUAGCUAAUGGAACACUACCUGCUACCAUUUUAACAAGCCUUUUCACUGACAACAUUGUUAAAGAAGGUAUAGCAGCUUCUUUUGCUGUCAAGCUUUUUAAAGCAUGGAUGCUUGAGAAAGAUGCCAACUCUGUUACCUCUUCUUUAAGAAAGACUAAUUUAGACAAGAGACUGCUUGAACUGUUUCCAGCCAAUCGACAGAAUGUGGACCAUUUUGCCAAAUAUUUCACAGAUGCUGGCCUAAAAGAGCUUUCAGAUUUCCUUAGAGUCCAGCAGUCAUUGGGGACCCGAAAAGAACUACAAAGAGAACUCCAGGAACGUCUUUCUCAAGAAUGUCCAAUUAAAGAGAUGGUGCUUUAUGUAAAAGAAGAAAUGAAAAAAAAUGAUCUGCCGGAACCAGCAGUGAUUGGACUCCUGUGGACUUGUAUAAUGAAUGCUGUUGAAUGGAACAAGAAAGAAGAGCUGGUUGCAGAACAAGCACUUAAGCAUUUGAAGCAAUAUGCACCUUUACUGGCAGUGUUCAGCACCCAAGGCCAGUCAGAACUGAUCCUUCUUCAGAAAGUUCAAGAAUAUUGUUAUGAUAACAUCCACUUUAUGAAAGCCUUUCAGAAGAUUGUGGUGCUCUUUUAUAAAGCUGAUGUCCUAAGUGAAGAAGCCAUUUUGAAAUGGUUCAAAGAGGCGCAUCUUGCUAAAGGCAAAAGUGUGUUUCUUGAUCAAAUGAAGAAGUUUGUGGAAUGGCUGAAAAAUGCUGAAGAAGAAUCUGAAUCUGAACGGGAUGAAAAUCAAGAUGGCUGAACAAAGCACAAACAUGAUUACAGCUGGCUGCUAUUUCAUAAUUUUGUACUAUCCAAGCAGGAUUCUUCCUUGGGUGUCAUAGUGAAACUUUAGGACAGAUUUUUUUUCUUUGUUAGUUUGUUUAGAAAAAUAAAAUAUUGGAGGCCUGAAGCAUUGGUUGUUAUACAUGAGCCUCUUUUGGCAAGCUGUAUGCUAACAUAGACAAUGGCAUUCAGCAAGGAGACAGUUAGAGAAAUUGAAAUUAAAAGCUUAAGGACUUUUUGUUGGCAUAUUUUCAGGUACUAGUCUCUGCCCAUAAGGGUUUUUUUGUUUUUUGUUUUUGAUCUGUGUACACAGUUCAGUAUUUGUUUGUGUAUGUGAGUCAACAUCAUUAUGUUUUUUUAAUUAAAUGGCUUUUAUAUA